AUGUUUCCAGAUUAUAAUUCCCCAGAUCUUCAUCUGGCUCACCCAACUCCAGAAGAAAAACUAGCAACGUGGAAUCUCAAUUAUGAAGAAUGGGGCAAAGCACUUUCCAAGUCAGAUUACCUUCAUCGAGAACAAUAUCUCGCCAGCGUUCCCUUGACCUCAGAAGAUGGAAUAACCUACUGGUGUCUAGUCGAUAAAUCCGCCCCUCCAAACAACCGGGAAAUCUAUGCCUCCUGCGAAUCCCUCCGUAAAAAGGCUUUUAUAUCUAAAGAAGGAAAAGUUGAAGAAGUUAUCAUUCAUUCAAUUGGAUCUGUUUUUUGUCCUCCCAAAAAUCGAGGCCGUAAAUAUGCUUCUCGAAUGAUGACAGACCUGGGCAAUAUCCUCAAAACAUGGCAACUCGACCCCAAUAUCCCCGGACGUCAAAAAACCCCCGCUUCCAUCCUCUUCUCAGACAUCGGCAAAAAAUUCUACGCAAACCACGGCUGGCAUCCCUUUCCCUCCUCGCACAUUUCCCUCCUCCCUCUACCCAACCCCGCAGAUUCCCCCUCGUCACAUCUCAUCACCCUCCUAAAAGAAGAAGACCUCCCCCCCCUCUGCGACCUCGACACCACCUACAUCCGUCAAGUCCUCUCCCGCGCAAACGACCACAAAACCCACAUCGCGCUCCUCCCCGACUACCCCACCAUCCAAUGGCACCACCUCCGCGAAAACGUCAUGUCCGUCUCCAUCUUCGGACGCGCCCCCGAAAUCAAAGGCGCGCUCGUCGGUUCCCCCGGCUCUCGCGUCUGGGCCUAUUGGACCCGCGGCUACUACGGUCCCGUCAAUUCCCCCUCCUCGGGAAAUUGUCUACACAUCUUGCGCUUGGUGCUCGAGGAUGAAUCGAAUAGUGCGGCGAACGCGGAGAAAUUGGAAGCGGUAUUGCGGGAGGCGCAGAGGGAAGCGAGCGAGUGGAAGAUGAAUGAAGUGCAGUUUUGGAAUCCGACGGCGUUGGUGGAGGAUUUGUUAAAUAGGUCGGAGUUGGGCGAGAAGGGCAUCCAUCGGAAGGUCGAGAGGGAGGAGGAGAGUGUCGCCAGUUUGAUGUGGUAUGGAGAGGGAGAGGGGACGGUCGAGGAGGUGGAGUGGUGGGGAAAUGAAAAAUAUGGGUGGUGUUAG
Molecule: messenger RNA, 1152 nt
Organism: Botrytis byssoidea
Lineage: Eukaryota; Fungi; Ascomycota; Leotiomycetes; Helotiales; Sclerotiniaceae
Exons: 1
Coding region: 1-1152 (383 amino acids)
Source: RefSeq, a predicted model, not a curated record